AAAAGUGCAAAAAUUAUUGGCCCACCCUGUACUAAUAAGAAAUAGAUGGGAACAUAAUUUCAAGUAUAUAAAUUAAUAUUUUUAUAGUAUAACGACAUCUAGUUGUGUUGAAAGUUACUACUAUUUACUUUGUAUGUGUGUGUAAACAGUAAAGUCAAGCGGCUAAAUCUUUAUUUUGUAGUAAUCUUUGUAUGAGACCAGAUAACAAGAACAAUGGCUAUCUGAAAAAACCAAGUUAAUGCCCUAGCACUCAGUUGCACGAAAGUGUCCAUAAUGUGGACAUUAACUAAUGCACCUUUAAAGUUAAUGUUUUCAUUACGUUGAUUGUUGUUGCACGAAGCCACAUUAGCUUCGUAGCCUCCUUUCAUUAACUAAUCAGCAGUUUAACGGAAUCAUUAAAUAAAGAGUGAAUGAAGUGAAUGAUUACGUUCCGUUACAAGUAUAAAAUCAUAAUAUUCUUGAAAAACGAAACGUUUUAUGAAACAAAAUGACGUUUAUUGCAAAGUGACAAUGACAUUUCAAUUUGUUUUCAUUCGGAAUUCGGUGUUCGUGCGUUUGUUUUUGUUGAUUUAAUAUAAAUUAAAGAUAUGUCAGCCCAAAGAAAACGUGGUUGUAAUUACACAAAUGAAGAAACUGCAAAACUCCUGGAGCUUGUGGAACAGCAUCGCACUUCAAUAGAAGAUAAAAGGACGGGUGCCAUUUACCUACGCCAAAAACAAGAAGCGUGGGAUAAAAUUUGCCUUGCGUACAACGCUGUGGCAACAAGUGGUGUGCGUACUGUCGGACAACUUCGUGUUAUGUACGACAAUAAAAAACAAAAGGCCAGAAAAGCCCUUGCUUUACACAACAAAAAUGAAUAUAUUAAAAACAAUGUUGUGUUAUCGUCAUACAACAUUUCUGAGACAGAAUUUAAAGAUGCAAUCCAACAUGAAACAAACGAUAAGGGACAGUGUAGUAAAACUGAUGGUGGUAGUUGGUGCCCCUCAGUUACAGAAAGUAACCAGAAAAUUUUGGAACUCUUGAAAGAUCAGGUCACUCCAUUACACAAUGAGUUUGAUAGUGCUGCUACAUUUUUUGGAGACACAAUCAAUAUCAUGGGCAGUGAAGACCACACUCAAAAUGUUGUUAUUAUUGAUAACGGUGUGCUGUCAGGUAGACACGAAGCUGAUCUCUCAUCGAAAAUGAAUGCAACACCAAAAUGUGGAAAGACUCCAAAAAUAGUGAAAAGAAGACAAAAUGCAACUACACCUCACCGUCCCAAAAGAAAUGGACAAGUAAAUUAUAAAGUUCUCUACUUCAAAAGAAAGAGUUAAAAUGCAUAUUUGGAGAGAAGGCGCUUACAUCAAGAAAUCAGACUGCGACAAAAAGAACAUAGCUUGUUGUUGAAGGAACAUCAAAUAAGGCUUCGACAUAUGGAAGAAGAACACAAAAUGAAGAUGAAUAAAUAGCAACAUUUUUUA
This is a messenger RNA of Spodoptera litura, 1460 nucleotides long. The record is from RefSeq and is a predicted model, not a curated record. NCBI's taxonomy places the organism in Eukaryota, Metazoa, Arthropoda, Insecta, Lepidoptera, Noctuidae.